This is a messenger RNA of Neopsephotus bourkii (Bourke's parrot), 4535 nucleotides long. RefSeq names its product CD7 molecule (gene CD7). Gene Ontology annotation, biological process: adaptive immune response. Gene Ontology annotation, cellular component: membrane. The coding region runs from base 3189 to 4166 and encodes 325 amino acids. The transcript is spliced from 5 exons. Gene Ontology annotation, molecular function: signaling receptor activity. Lineage: Eukaryota; Metazoa; Chordata; Aves; Psittaciformes; Psittacidae. The record is from RefSeq and is a predicted model, not a curated record.
GCGGCUGCAUGGUUCUGAGUUACCAGUCGAGCUUAAAGCUUGACAAGGCUUUUGAGCAAAAAGCAGCAGCAGCAGCACAACUGGAAAAGCAGGUCUGUGUAACAGUGUGAACACUUGUGGAAUCACUUUUACAUGGUUUAAUUACCCAUAAACCUGUAGCUGAAACUUCCAGCAGGAAAUCUCAAAGGAUGUGGGUUGUCAUGUGACUCUCGAAAUUUGCUACGAUCAAUUCUAAAGGGAAAAGUUCAUAAUGAAAGACAUCCAAAAAUAUGUUAUUAAUUAAUGUCAGAAAUGCAGAAAAGCCUCUGUGCUUAGGUUGUUUCUUGUUUGGCACAGCGGACGAGUGCUGUUAGGAGGUGGUUUUCCCUCUCCAGUGGAGGCUUUACACUCAUGCUGAUCUGAGAUACCCUUUUAACUCGGCUGUCAGCUUAUUUGUUGGAUUUUGUCUUUCUAGUUUUAAUGUGGUGGAAUGCAGUCAAAACAUCACCAAGAGACGUCAAUCCCCAGCUAUUCAAAGGCUUUUAGGUAUUUACAGAUUAUGUUUUGAUCCAGUUAACAUAACUUCUUCAUGUUAUGUCAUUAUGUUAUAUUAUCAUGAAGAAUGUGAUAGUAUAGUUAUUCACUAAGCCAGAGCUAAGGUUGCCCAUAAAGAAUCCAGAUUAUACAAGAAUUUAGAGGUAGAAGGAAAAGGCUUUCCCUCUUUACACAGUGCCUUAACACAAUCGCAGUUCCUGGGUUUUUUUCCCCAGAACAGGGCUGCUGUAACUUUUCAAUGGAGUAGAGCUGUGUAUAAAAGGAGUGAGUGAGGAAGAAGUUGGUUUGGGGUAAAAGCCAUCCUUUUUGGAAGAAAUAACAUGUCAGCUGCUAUAGGCUGGGAAAGGAGCACUCAAAAUGGGUAUGGGCCUUUCAGUUUUUGGCCCCACUGCAGCUAUCACAGAUGCUUUAGAUUCUGCUUCCCUCUGCUGUAAGUUGUUGCUGUGGGUGCCUUUGAGGAAGUGCCGAUUGCUCCAGCAUACUCAGUCAAGCUGUAUGCUGAGAUUCUGGAGAUUCACAGUGAUGCACACAUUGUUUUCCUACACCUAGAAAAAUCCUGUCUUCAAACUGAAGGCUGCGGCAGUGUGGUGCAUGAUGUCACGGACUCCAUGGAGCGACGGAAUUGUUUCUUUGGUGAAGUCUCUUGAUUAUGUACUUUAAGCUUACAAGGGUGUUAUGAGAAAUAACCAAUAAAGCCCCACCUCACAAAUAUUCCUCUACAUGUUACUCAGUCACCAUUUUUCUAACCAUUUCCUUGUUAUUGUUGCUAGCUGAUACGUGCUUUAGAGGUAGCAAUCUGUUACUGCUUAAGCAGUCAUCGCUCUCACAGAUUAUGUUUCUUUUACGACCAUACAGCGGUUAAGCACAAGGUAUCUUCUGCUCCCAGAACUUCCUAUUUGAAACAGUCUGUGAGGAACAAACAUUAUUUUUCUGCUUGGUCCACUUAUGCCAGCACUUUGUGGUUAGCCUCGUAUGUGCAGCUGCGUUCUGUUCUAAAGAUGGUCCUCAACAUGGCAGUUCUUUUGUACGGUCUAUGUAUACACACAAAUAUGUGUGUAUGGAAAAACCUCUGUGUGUGUGCAUCUGGUGUUCAAAUUGCUGGCUGACACUGAGUGGUUUUGGUAUAAACUCAGAUUUUGAGUUGUUUGGAAAAGGGACAAAAUGAUAUUUGAGAACUCACAUGGUAUUAAUUUGAGGGGUUCAGGUUUAAUGAUGUGCAGAUUUGAUUUCUACUCUUUAGCACCAGUUGGGGCCAGAGAGCUGAUCAGUCACAGUCUUUAUGGCUCACCCAAGCACAUUUUCAUUUUGGUUUCUUCUUUCUACUGAUGAUUAUACAGAUUGUGAUGUUAAGAGGCAUCGAUGCCAACUGUUUCACUUUGCCCCUCCUGAGCUGUAUUGUGCUGCUAGAUACCAAUUAUCCCAUGUCUCAGGAGGAACAGCUUUAAAAAUCUACAGUAUUUGUUCUGGGUAACUGCGUUGUGUUGUUCUGCAAUAUACAAAUACAGGAAAAUAGUUGUUUAUGAAAAAAGACGGCUCUGACUCACCAAACGCCAUCAUUUGGUAUUUGUAAUUUCAUUUUAAUGUUUGAUCUGUUUGGUUUUUUUUUAUUUGUGUUGUUAUACUAUUCACAGUAAAACAACUUAAAACCUCACUAUUCAUUGGUAACCCUGUGUUGAUGUGUCGUUACUUGGUACGUUAAUCUCUUUUACAAAGCAUCACCAUUAGAUGAUUCCCAAACUCAUAAUCCAGUACUAUUGUCACGAUUUGCUUAAAUAUUGCUAAAGCAAAAAGAGGGAGUAAGAGAUAUCUCCUGGCAUUUGCUUUUGUGUCCAGUAGUGAGCCUGUGUAGGGAUAAUUGAAAGGUCAUUUCACAGCCUGCCUGAACUCUGUUUCCUUUACAAUGACUGAUGGAAUGCCUAAGCUUCCAAGCAUUCAAGAAACUCAUUGGGAACGCACCCCUUUCCCAAAGUCUUCACACAGAGAACAAAGCAGGAAGAGUAUUUGAGCACAUCAGGGAGAGAGCAGGAGCUACCUGUGAACUGUCGCAGAUUCCCUGGUUACCAGCUCUCAUGCUGCAGACACUACAGAAUGUGUUAUUAAAUGUGAAGGCAAGAGGCAUGUGAGAGGUACAAGAAUUUAAGGUUUAUCUGAAAUAAGGGAACAUCUCUCAUCUACUUGCUGUUUACAAAGCCAAGACAUUUGCACCAACCAGGCAGUGGGAAAAGUGACCGACGGAACUGAUUGUACCGAGCUACAUUUCCAGUAGGGAGGCAACUGGGAGAUCAUUGCCUGAGUUUAGCACUGUGAAGAGCAGCUUUGAGCUUAUUUUUCCCCAGUUGAUUGUAAAGGGCAGGUGAGUGCUCACCGCAGAGCACUCUUUAAAGUCCUGCCCUCAGGGUUGGGGGUUGUUCAGUAGUAGGAAACCGUGGGUGUUUCAAGUGUGAAGUCAAAACCAAGAUGCACCUCUGGAGAGAAAUCUCUCCCCCCACCCUCCAUCACAUUCAUUAUACUAAACUGAAAGCCGCACAUUGCUAAACUGCCUUCAGUAAACAGCUGAUGUAGCUGGAAGAAAAGAAGGCAGUUGUGGCAUACAGCACUUCGGGUCUUGCUCUCAUCAGUAAGACAAUAGAGAACAAGUAAAAAGACCCUUGAAAAUGCUGUGGAUAUGUCUUCCAACUGCAUUGCUCUUUCUUCUGCACCUCCCAUGCUUCCUUGGCCAGAAUGGUGGAGAAAAUGAAGAGUCAACAGACAUUAUCAGUGUUCACGAAGGAGAAACCAUCAGCAUAACUUGUUCAAUUAAAGGUUCAGAAAAUGAAGUGGGAACAUACUUGACAACUAGCAUACAGCCUGUCAAUGUGGUAUAUGUUUCCAAGCAGAAUACUUCAUAUAUCCUUCCUGCUUUGGCAAACCGCACCAAGUACUCAAAGGAAGGAAGCAAUCUCAGGAUAACUCUGCACAAUGUACAGGAAUCGGAUUCUAACAUCUAUCAGUGCAGUACAUAUGUUAAAACCAAAAGCUAUCACAAAAAGCUGUUUGGGAAGACAACCAUAGUAGUAGUAAAAGGUAAACCCAGUGGGAUUGUUGAACAGGCACCGCUGUAUGUGAAUCCUCAGCAAGGCCAAUCUGUCAGCAUUACCUGUGCAUUGAAAGCCUCACAUGAAGAUGAAGGGAUCUACUUGCUCAAGGCUCACAUGCAGCCUGAACCAGUGCUGUAUGUUUCGAGUCAGAAUACUUCCACUGUUUUUCCUGCUUUUGCCAAUCGCUUGGAGUAUUCGAAGGAAGGGGAGAAAAUCGUGAUAACUCUACACAACCUAUGGAGAAAUGACAGUGACAUAUAUGUAUGUGCUGGAGUGGUGAAAAACUCCUCUUUCCUCUCAGUGAAUAGAAGUGGCACCAUGAUGCUGAUUAAAGAAGGAGAGCAGACAGACUGCAAGAAAAGUUCCUGGCUCAUCUAUGUUCUUAUCACCGUGGUCACGCUCCUGUUUGCUGUGCUGAUGUGCUGCACCCUGUACCAUGUUGAUAUGAAGAAGUAUUUCCAGAACAACCCCCCAAAUACAGUAUAUGAAGACAUGUCUUACAGUGUUAGACAACACACCUUGCAGGCAACCAAUGCUUACUCCAUUGACAAUUAAGCUUCUGCCAGCUGGGACCAUGCAUGGAUCAACUAUUCCUUUACAGGUCUCCCUCAGAGCUGCCUGAGCAACCUGAUGUGGUAGCUGAACUGAAAAUGCUGUCACUUACCUUCUUCAGAGGAAAGAAAAACCUGCCUUAUUUCCAAAGCUUUCUCUGGUUUUUGAUCACUUGUAAUUUUGGGGUUUUUUGGUUAAUGUAUAUAAAAUGUACAGAAAUGCAGGUACCCUGCACAUGUGUUUGCAGUUUAGGAUGGAAUGCAGUAUUUUUUGGACUGUACUUUCUGGCUGGAGGCAACAUAUGGACUCAUUUCUUUGAUCAAUAACCUUUUCAGGGAAGGUGGGAUAGACGAUGGAGAGGUCUGGCUCUGA